Selaginella moellendorffii is the source of this 1203-nucleotide messenger RNA. RefSeq names its product peptidyl-prolyl cis-trans isomerase CYP59. Gene Ontology annotation, biological process: protein peptidyl-prolyl isomerization. NCBI's taxonomy places the organism in Eukaryota, Viridiplantae, Streptophyta, Lycopodiopsida, Selaginellales, Selaginellaceae. Gene Ontology annotation, cellular component: nucleus. The record is from RefSeq and is a predicted model, not a curated record. Bases 1 to 1203 code for a protein of 400 amino acids. Gene Ontology annotation, molecular function: peptidyl-prolyl cis-trans isomerase activity; RNA binding. The transcript is spliced from 2 exons.
AUGGCCGUGCUUGUGACCACCAGCCUGGGCGAUCUUGUAAUCGAUCUAGAUUGUCAAAGCCAGGUAGCAUACAGCUUUCUAAAGCUUUGCAAGAUCAAAUACUACGACGGCUGCUUAUUUCACAGCGUCCAAAGGGAUUUUGUAGCGCAAGCAGGCGAUCCAACCGGCGCGGGAUCUGGUGGCGACUCCAUCUUCAAAUUGCUGGGGAGAGAUAGCCCAGCUGGAAAAUCGAGUAUGAAGCACGAUGAUAUUGGAAUGGUGGCGACGCCAAACCCCAAUGGCUCGCAGUUCUACAUCGCCACAAGAGGCCAUGGUUUGGAAUACCUGGAUGAGAAACACGUCGUGUUUGGAAAGGUGGCGGAGGGUCUCGACACCCUAGAGAAGAUCAACGAGGCGUACGUUAAUGAAAGCUUCAGGCCGUACAAGGACAUCCGGAUCAAGAGCGUUGCUAUCCUGGACGAUCCAUUCGAUGAUCCGGAAGGGCUUUACUCGCUAAAGAUUCCGCCAUGCGAGCAGAAAAACGUCGUGACAACUCUGGACGAUGGUUGGAACCCUACGAUCGACGAGACAAAGAUGGAGAUCGAGAACAGAGCUCGGGAGGCGCGGAGCAGAGCCGUGGUGCUCGAGAUGGUGGGGGAUAUUCCAGAUGCGGAGAUGAAGCCCCCGGAAAACGUCCUGUUUGCGAGGAAUCUCAACAGGGUGACGGAGGAGGAGGACCUGGGGCUCAUAUUCCAGAGGUUUGGAAAGGUGGCGGAGGCGAGCAUUAUUCGGGAUCACAAGACUGGGGAGAGCCUCUGCUAUGGUUUCAUUGAGUUUGCAAACAGGGAGUCUUGUGAGGAGGCUUACGUGAAAGUUGGCGGAAAGGGAGGCUUGCUGAUUGAUGACCGGUGGGUUCAAGUUGAUUUCAGCCAGAGCUUGGUGGCAUUCAUUUGCAUGCCAACAAAAAGAAUGCCAACUAAUUCGCUUGGAGCGCAUGUCUUGGAGCAAAUACAACAUAAAAAUCAACAUGGACAUCAUGUGAAGAUUCUACUCUUGGCAGCGGGGAAUAUGCCAAUCUUGGUCUUGAUGGUGGCGGGAAAGGAGUUCCAUGCCGACCGGCUGCUGUCGGUGGCGCCACCGGCCCGGCCGGCGCACGCGCUUACAGCCGUUGGAUGGAGACCCCUAAACGAUUUGAAUUUGGGGGGCUGUGAGCCGUCGGAUUAG